AUGUCUCUUUUUGUAACAGUAGGAUCGACAGGUUUCGAUGAUCUUAUACAUCAGACAACCGGCUCAGAUUUCUUGAACGCUUUAUCAGAGGCUGGCAUCAGGAAAGUUGUAUAUCAAUUUGGUUCAUCUGAACAAGUAUUCGCAAAAAACUUGCAAUCCUACAACGGCAAGAUCCUGGAUUUGGAUGGCUACAAGUAUAAAGCAUCCAUCGCGGAAGAUAUGGAGCAAGCAGAUGUCAUUAUCAGUCAUGCAGGUGCAGGCACGAUAUUGCAAGCAUUAAGGAUGAAGAAUAAGAAGCUAAUUAUAGUGGUCAACAUGUCAUUGAUGGACAAUCAUCAGUAUCAGCUUGCUCAAGCUAUGCAUUCGAGCAAUUAUGCCAUUUGCAGCGGCAUGAGCGAGCUAACAGAUACCCUCAGAAACAUCAACCAUAGCCAACUUACACCUUUUCCGGCUGCUAAGCCAGAGACAUUUGCUUCCAUCGUUGACGAGCAAAUGGGAUUUGCAUUAUGA
Molecule: messenger RNA, 510 nt
Organism: Mucor velutinosus
Lineage: Eukaryota; Fungi; Mucoromycota; Mucoromycetes; Mucorales; Mucoraceae
Exons: 3
Coding region: 1-510 (169 amino acids)
Biological process (GO): dolichol-linked oligosaccharide biosynthetic process
Molecular function (GO): hexosyltransferase activity
Source: RefSeq, a predicted model, not a curated record